This is a messenger RNA of Saccoglossus kowalevskii, 1679 nucleotides long. Its product is annotated as liver X-like nuclear receptor. The record is from RefSeq and is marked provisional. Lineage: Eukaryota; Metazoa; Hemichordata; Enteropneusta; Harrimaniidae. Gene Ontology annotation, cellular component: RNA polymerase II transcription regulator complex; nucleus. Gene Ontology annotation, biological process: negative regulation of transcription by RNA polymerase II; positive regulation of transcription by RNA polymerase II; cell differentiation. Gene Ontology annotation, molecular function: nuclear receptor activity; RNA polymerase II cis-regulatory region sequence-specific DNA binding; ecdysone binding.
UUGUUAUACCAACAGGUCUUCUAACAGAAGAGCAGUGUAAAUCUAAAAGGCAAAGAAAAAUGGUGAAACAACAGCUCACCAAACCACAGCCACAGCCAAGUAAUGAAGGAAGUAACAGUUUUGAAAAUAAUCCAUCGUCCCAAUCAGAACCAGCGAUAGAUCUUACUGAUGAGCAAAAAGAAAUCAUUGUUAAAAUUACCCAAGCUCAAAGAGAGUUGGAAAUUCCUGGACCUGAUGACAUGCGUAAAGUCACUCCGUGGCCUGAAGAGCAGUCACAACUGACAGAAGGGGAGAAACUCCACAUGAGAUUUGCGCAUAUUACAGAACUCACCAUUCUUACUGUGCAGCUUGUUGUGGAAUUCAGUAAACGGUUGCCAGGAUUUAUUGAUCUUAAUCGAGAAGAUCAAAUUGUAUUGCUGAAAGGUUCAGCAAUAGAAGUUUUAUUGUUGCGUGCAGCCAUGAGGUACAUCAAAGAAGACGAUGCCAUAGUGUUCGGCAAUGGCUUACCUUACUCUAGAGACACAUUGUGCGAUGGUGGUAUUGGCGAUAUUGUGGAUCCAAUGUAUGAGUUUUCAAGGGGUAUGGUUGAUCUGGAUUUAGAUUACGGUGAUUUCACUGUACUCAUGGCUAUUGUCAUUUUUUCUGCUGAUCGAGCUCAGCUUACUGAUCGUGAAAGUGUAGAAAAGAUUCAAGAAAAGUAUCUUGAGAUGUUACGCACUAGAUUGAAGAUGAGACGACCCAAUGAUGCACUGGUCCUUCCCAAAGUACUCAUGAAGCUUACAGAAUUAAGGAGUCUCAACAACAGUCAUUCAGAAAUGCUGUUUGCGCUCAAGCUACAGGACCAGAAAAUACCCCCUCUACUGGCAGAGAUUUGGGACGUCCAAUGAAGGGACGAAGUUUCACCCUUAUAAACUGAAUGAAGUGAUCCAUUUUGAGUAGUCUAUAUUGACUUAAUAAUUCAUUGAAUUAUGUGGUGUGAGGUGAUAUACAGAAAUACAAAAUACAGCGCCCUCUAGUGGCAAUUUUUCAAAAUAUAGUGCCCUCUAGUGGUGAUACUUUAAAAUAUAAUGCAUUGAAUAUAUUGCCCAUCUCCCACACCACCAAAAUGGAAUCAGCAUAUAGGGGUGAAGCUUUAUCCGAGAAGAAUGGUAAAAAAAACGAACUAUUUUCUUUCAAUCUUAGUAGCGAUUUAUGCUUUCUGUUCAUUUUAACUAUUGCACAGACACUGACUUGUAAACAUUGAGUCUGUUAGAGCUAGGUCUUACUAUAGAUCAGCUAUCUGUUUCAGGUAUAUAAUGCAACUAUGAUAUUGAGGCAGGGUUAUAAUUUGGCUAGGAAUCGAUGCUUUUGACAUCAUGAUGAGUGAUAUUAUUCCUAAAUACCUCUUAUUUUCAUAUAUGUCCUAAAGCAUGUCAAUUUUACAAGCUUAUUUUAGUAGAAUCUCAGUAAUUAGUUUGAACCAUGUUACGUACAUAGUCUCAAUUAUCAUAAUUUUCAUGUACCGGUAAUAUGUGUACUAAAAUACUAAGUAGAUAUCCUUGUUUUUUGUCAGCUAUAAUAUUCAUUGAAUGCAAAAUGUUGCUUGUAUAAUAUCAGCUAUUAUUUUUGUGCUAAACUCAACAUUUUUUCACCAGAAUUUAGAUCGAUACCUGUCUGUAUGCAACAAAAAAUUAUGUCCA